AUGAGUUUGUGCAGCGAUGGAAGAAUAUUAGAUAAAAUUGUAUUACAGAAUCCUCAACCUGCUUGGAAUAAGAUGAGUAAAUUGAUAAAAUUGUGUUUUUCUGAACGCACGAAUCCGGUUGUCAUUACUGAUGAUUUGGUUGACGUAAUCUACGGAGCUUCACGAGACAUUGAUCAAUCACAUGUCAACAUCAUUGACCAUGACUAUCAAGCCAGGAAAAUCCAAAUAUUUAACCCCGCCUAUCCGACUUAUAUUCUCUCUGCUAAUUCUGCUGGCGAAUUGAAAGAUCUGUUGCUCGCAUUGAAGUCAUCGCCGACAUGGAGCAUUAAUUCUGUGUUUUUCGUCAUUGGAAUCAACGAAGAAUCUUGUGACAAAGCUUCGAAAAUACUCCAAGUUCUCUGGAAAAUGAAUUUGAUCUCAGCUUUCUAUGUCUGCUAUGAGCCUGAUGACAAGGACACGAUGAUACUUUAUACAUAUAAUCCAUUUACCAACCGAGCACCUGAGCCGUGGGUGGAAGUGGAAUUAACCGACAGACCAGACAAUCGAUGGAGUCUCUACAAACAGCCUUAUAUAGAUGACAAAGAAGCUUGUAAGAGUCUCACCUACGACAAAACAAAGUCUCUGGAUGGUUACGAAGUAAAAGCUGUUAGUAGAUCGUUCUUGAAUUAUACGCAUGGUAAAACUUACGAUUUGGAUUCUUUACAAAAACAUAACAAAGUCCAAAAUAUUAUGUAUCCGAAAACCUUAUUUUCUGCACUAAAUAUCACACCCAUUGUAUAUUAUAGUCAAUCAGGCUAUUGGCUUAAUAAUACUGCAUUUGGGUAUUUGAAGGAAUUAAUGAAUAGUACAUAUAAUUUGGCUUUAGAUGUCCGCAAGCUCGAAUCUAUAUCCGACAUCGAUUUUAUAAAUUUGAAUCGUCAAUAUAGCGUCAUGAUUCUCACUCAGCGCAUAAGUAUUGUUCGGACAAUUAAAAACUAUGAAAAAUUUUUAAGUUUUGAAAUUAUUAGCGUAACAAUUCUUAUUUUAGUAGUAUCGUUCGUGAUUUUAGUAAUCCAUAAUGGUCGUAAUUAUGGCAACGGGUUCUUGGAUAUCAUUCGGCUCUCCAUAGGUGCUGGAAUAGACGCACCGUUGGAUAAAUUACCAGUCCGCCAAAUUUUUUCUUACUCAACAAAACCCGAGCAGUCUUACCCUGAAAAUUUAAAAGAUUUAGGAGACUUUAAGUUUAAUAUUUACUACCCCAGUUACAUGAAAAAUUUUAUUAACGAACAGACAUCAAUUUUGAAUUUGAAUAAAACGUACUUGCGACCGUUCAGUUAUCAUCCAUCGAAUUGCCACGAUAAAGUUUUGAAUGAUAGUUCUAAUGCCUGUUUGGCUUAUCUAUACUAUCAAAUACAAGCUGCAUAUAACUAUAACUUGCAUUUGGCUAAAAAAAAAUUGGAUCCUUUUUAUGUAACUUAUUGGACUAAUAAAGAUUGGGUUCUCCAGGAAAGAGUUAACAAAGUAACCUCGGAAUUUCUAGAAAUAGGUUUGUUUGAAUUAUGGGAUAAGCAACGAUCAAAAUACAUUUUUGAAAAGUUUAAAGCUAAGGAAAUAGUUGAAAAUGCAAGUGUAGAGUAUGAUGAAAUCGAAUUUGAAAAUUUAGAAAGCAUUUUCUUAUUCAUUUUGCUUUGUUUCUUUCUUGGCAUAUUGAUUUUUGUAGCUGAAAUACUCAUUGUAAAGUACAAGGCAGCACGACAUAGGAGAACGAUAAUUCGAACACUUGAAAAACGCGUUAAAUACGUCGGAGGUCGGCUUAUCCCAAUAGAAUAG
Messenger RNA from Cotesia congregata, 1809 nucleotides. NCBI's taxonomy places the organism in Eukaryota, Metazoa, Arthropoda, Insecta, Hymenoptera, Braconidae. The record is from the annotation of a GenBank genome assembly.